Molecule: messenger RNA, 931 nt
Organism: Thalassophryne amazonica
Lineage: Eukaryota; Metazoa; Chordata; Actinopteri; Batrachoidiformes; Batrachoididae
Product: calcium-activated potassium channel subunit beta-4-like
Exons: 5
Coding region: 49-861 (270 amino acids)
Biological process (GO): detection of calcium ion; potassium ion transport
Cellular component (GO): membrane; voltage-gated potassium channel complex
Molecular function (GO): calcium-activated potassium channel activity; potassium channel regulator activity
Source: RefSeq, a predicted model, not a curated record
AGAGAGAGAGAGAGAGAGAGGGAGAGCUGCUCCUCCUCCUGCUCCUCCAUGCCGCCGGAGGUGUCCGCGGUCAUGGCGAAGAUCCGCGUGUCGUACGAAUAUUCCGAGGCGGAGGACAAAAGCAUCCGGCUCGGUUUGUUCCUGAUCGCCUGCGGCAUCCUGAGUCUGUUCAUUCUGGGCUUCUGCUGGCUCAGUCCGACCCUCCAGAACCUCCAGAGCAAACCGGCCAACUGCACGGUGGUGUCGGUGUUGCGCCCGGAGGAGAUGUUUGAGUGCGUUUUUACGUGCGGUGCAGAUUGUAAAGGAACGUCGCUCUAUCCCUGCCUGCAGAUUUUUGUGAAUAACUCCGAGUCCAAUUCAGUGGCUCUUCUGCACUUUGACGAGCAGCAGCUGGUUCUCAACCCAAAGUGCUCGUACGUCCCCCCGUGUGAGCGUGAUAACCAGAAGAACAGAGCGAGCGUCCUGUGGUGGGAGGAUUACUUCACCAAAGAGGUCAGCAGCCAGUCGUUCACCUGCUUCUUCAACCAGCAGCGGAGGCCUGACGAUGUGUUGUGGCGUCGUUCCCAUGACACCAGCGUCCUGCUGCACUGCGUGCUCUGGCCGAUGGUCUCACUGCUUCUGGGCACGCUCAUCGUGCUGCUGACAGUGUGCGCGCGCUCCCUGGCCGUGCGAGCUGAGGCUCUGCAGAAGAGGAAGUUCUCCUAUGAGGUGUGCCAAGACACAGGAGGCGUGGUCUCAGAGCGCCGCAGCAACAAGGCCGGUGACGCCCUUACCACAAACUCUGACCCUGAGCUGUCAUCGCCUUCAAGGACCCUGCUGACAUGUGCGGUGCCGGUGAGACGCCGCGAUCGAGAACAUUAAAAUCAGACUGCCCACAUCGACGUCGGCAAAGUCGCCUGACCUGCUUAUGUCACCUAAUGUAAAAAAACAA